Messenger RNA from Engraulis encrasicolus (European anchovy), 1852 nucleotides. RefSeq lists its product as uncharacterized. The transcript has 7 exons. The record is from RefSeq and is a predicted model, not a curated record. Lineage: Eukaryota; Metazoa; Chordata; Actinopteri; Clupeiformes; Engraulidae. Bases 110 to 1537 code for a protein of 475 amino acids.
GUCCUGUGAGCUUGUUGGAACCCAGGGAAGGGCAUACAUCUAGAACUACACCAAAAGAACAGUAUACUUCCACCAGAAGAGGAUUAGCAGUACAAUAUCAUUAGAGACCAUGAGGUUUCUUCUGCUCCUCCCGUUCCUUUGCCUGUUUCUUCAAGGAUGCUCUGCAGGUCAAGAUCUCAAAGGAAAAGCGUUCACCUUCCCGGCCGAAACGGCCCACAGCUAUGUGAAGCUGCAGCCGUCCAAGACUGAAUCGUGGCUGGAAGUGUCGAAGGGCAUCCAGGCCAUCAGCGUCUGCCUGCGCUACUUCAGCGACCUGCCGCAGAAGGGCAAGGAGCAGACCUUCUUCUCCCUCGCCACGUUCACCAUGGACAACGCCUUCCUGCUCGGCACGCUGGGACGGAAACGCCACCAGGUGUACGUUGGAGGCGGCGCGCUGGAUUUCUGGGACCUCCCGGAUGAGUUGAACGACUGGAACUCAUUCUGUGCGACGUGGGACUCAAAGACGGGCGUAACACAGGUGUGGCUCAAUGGCAUUCCCAGCUCACGGAAGACCCGUUUCCAAGGCGGAACGUUGGCCGGACCCCCAAUCGUCGUCCUCGGACAAGACCAGGACUCGUACGGCGGCGGUUUCCACCAGAACGACGCCAUGGUCGGCCAGCUGACGGAUGUCCACAUGUGGAGCCGAGUCAUCUCCCAGUGUGACAUCUGGAAUUUCUCCAAAAACAGGAAGUUCACACCGGGCGACGUGAUCGACUGGCAAGACCUGGUCUUCACCACUCAUGGCGAUGUGGUCUUGGAACAACAGAUCGAAACCACCUCGCAAAUUGGAAAUUGCUCUAUUGAUUACAAACAAGGCUCGACCCUGGGUGAGACGGUUGCGUUCCUUUUCGGCGAAGAGACGUCCAUCAGCUACAUCAAGGUGGUCCCACAGAUGAAGGGCAACUCCAUCAAAGCAGCCACAGUGUGCCUCAGGUACUUCACCGACUUGCCCGGCAAGGACAGAGAGCAGACCUUCUUCUCCCUGGCGACCCCCGCCCAUAACAACGGCUUCCUGGUCUGCAAGGAGGGCCGCAGCCGCCACCAGCUCUAUGUGGCCGGUGAACGUGCCGACUUCUGGGGUCUACCGGACGAUCUCAACACCUGGGUGUCCUUCUGUGCUACGUGGGACUCUGCCACCGGCAUAGCACAGGUGUGGGUGAACGGGCGCCCCAGUUCCCGCAAGACGCUCUUCAAGGGUGGCACCCUGGAGGGCACGCCGUUUGUGGUGCUCGGCCAGGACCAGGACGCCUACGGAGGCGGUUUCCACGUCAACGAUGCGAUGGUUGGCCAGCUGAGCGGCCUGCACAUGUGGGACCACGUGAUAUCCGCCUGCAAGCUGCAGCAGUACGCUCUUAACCAGCUGGACGACGUAGCCGACGGUGGCAACCUGAUCAACUGGGGGGGUAAGGUGCUGGACAUCUCCCUGCACGGGAACGCGCUGGACGACGACGAUCGGAUACGUAACAAGGUGGAAUUGGAGGAGUGCUCUCUCGAAUGAUGAAAAUGAUGCAGUACAUACGCAUUGCAUACAGUGCAAUGUCUCUGUCUGUCUCUCUCUCUCUCUCUCUCUCUCUCUCUCUGCCAUGGAGGAAUAUCCACUCACUGAGUGAUGAAAAUAAUGCAUAUGCAUGCAGUGAACUUUUUUUUCCUCUCUCUCUCUCUGUCUCUCCCUCUCUCUCUCUCUCUCUCUCUCUCUCUCUCUCUCUCUAUCUCUGUCUGUCAAUGCCCACUCACUGAGUGAAAAGAAUAAAAGGUCAAGUGUGUCAUUUUUAAGCAGUUUCUCCAAUGUCUGUCACUGUAUUUCCUAAUAAAA